Peromyscus leucopus (white-footed mouse) is the source of this 2627-nucleotide messenger RNA. It is a transcript of the gene Akap8l, whose product is annotated as A-kinase anchoring protein 8 like. The record is from RefSeq and is a predicted model, not a curated record. Gene Ontology annotation, cellular component: nuclear matrix; nucleus. NCBI's taxonomy places the organism in Eukaryota, Metazoa, Chordata, Mammalia, Rodentia, Cricetidae. The transcript is spliced from 14 exons. Gene Ontology annotation, molecular function: protein kinase A regulatory subunit binding; DNA binding. Bases 297 to 2612 code for a protein of 771 amino acids.
GGGAGGGACAAGACGGGCUGAGGCAUGCCAGGCUCGCCCACGCCUCCCGUGGCGUCGCGGUCACUGCCCUCUGCGGUCACAAAAUGGCGCCGCAGGCCCUUCGCUUCGGGGUCGCAUCCCUCAAGUCUCGGCUCCCAGUGACCUCAGCCGGGCCUCCCGGACGCCUGGCUGCUCGAAGCCUGGCUUGUGUCUUCUGUGACCGUAGGCUCCGAGCCUGGGCGGCGUUAGGUCCCAGCUUCCACUGCCCACGUCCCUCCACGUCCUAGGACGUCGGUUCUCGGGCCUGAGCAUUUGAGAUGAGUCCGUUGUCUCGGCUGCUGUCGCCAUUGCCUCCCCCGCACAGUUUCAGUGCAAAGCGUCGUGGAUCCUUACUCUCGCCACUCCCCUCUUCAUCUGGUCCAAAGCUGGGAGGAGCGCCAGGCCCCAGGGGGGAGAUCGGUUUUGUCCAAGGAUCCGAAACCACUUUGCAGUCGACAUACUCUGACACCAGCGCCCAACCCACCUGUGAUUAUGGAUAUGGAACUUGGAACUCUGGGACAAAUAGAGGCUACGAGAACUAUGGUUAUGGCUAUGGCUAUGGCCAGGAUAACACCACCAACUAUGGGUAUGGUAUGGCCACUUCACACUCUUGGGAAAUGGCUAGCUCUGACACAAAUGCAAACCCUAGUGCCUCGGGUAGCGCCAGUGCCGAUUCCGUUUUAUCCAGAAUUAACCAGCGCUUAGAUAUGAUGCCGCACUUGGAGACAGACAUGAUACAAGGAGGUGUGUACGGCUCAGGUGGAGAAAGAUAUGACUCCUAUGAGGCCUGUGACUCAAGGGCCAUCCUGAGUGAACGAGACCUCUACAGGUCUGGCUAUGACUAUGGCGAGCUUGACCCUGAGAUGGAAAUGGCCUAUGAGGGCCAAUACGAUGCCUACCGUGACCAGUUUCGAAUGCGUGGAGGAGAUACAUUUGGUCCAAGGGCUCAGGGCUGGGCCCGGGAUGCCCGGAGUGGACGGCCAAUGGCCUCGGGCUAUGGGCGCAUGUGGGAAGACCCCAUGGGGGCCCGGGGCCAGUGCAUGCCUGGUGCCUCCCGGCUGCCUUCCCUCUUCUCCCAGAACAUCAUCCCCGAGUAUGGCAUGUUCCAGGGCAUGCGUGGUGGGGGUGCCUUCUCUGGUGGCUCCCGAUUUGGCUUUGGAUUUGGCAAUGGCAUGAAGCAGAUGAGGCGGACCUGGAAGACCUGGACCACAGCUGACUUCCGGACGAAAAAGAAGAAGAGAAAGCUGGGUGGCAGUCCUGAUGAGCCAGACAGCAAAGCUACGAGAACAGACUGCUCAGACAACAGUGACUCGGACAAUGAUGAAGGCACUGAGGGGGAAGCCGCAGAGGGUACUGAGAGUGCUGAGGCUAUGGAGAAAGGUUCCCGAGCAGAAGGAGAGGACGAGGAGGGAAAAGAGGAUGGGAGAGAAGAAGGCAAAGAAGAUUCAGAAAAAGGGGCCCUGACCGCCCAGGAUGAGAGCAGCCAGGCCAAGCGCAAGUUGCAGGCAAGCAAGAAAAGCCAAGACAAGCAGAAAAAACGUCAGCGAGACCGUAUGGUGGAAAGGAUCCAGUUUGUGUGUUCUCUCUGCAAAUACCGGACCUUCUACGAGGAUGAGAUGGGUAGCCACCUUGAUAGCAAGUUCCACAAGGAACACUUCAAAUAUGUAGGCACCAAGCUUCCCAAGCAGACUGCUGACUUCCUGCAGGAAUAUGUCACCAACAAGACCAAGAAGACAGAGGAGCUCCGAAAAACUGUGGAGGACCUUGAUGGUCUGAUCCAACAAAUCUACAGAGACCAAGAUCUGACCCAAGAAAUUGCUAUGGAGCAUUUUGUAAAGAAGGUGGAGGCAGCCCAUUGUGCAGCCUGUGACCUCUUCAUCCCCAUGCAGUUUGGAAUCAUCCAAAAGCAUCUCAAGACUAUGGAUCACAACCGGAACCGCAGGCUCAUGAUGGAACAGUCCAAGAAGUCCUCUCUCAUGGUGGCCCGCAGUAUUCUCAACAACAAGCUCAUUAGCAAGAAGCUGGAGCGCUAUCUAAAGGUCUCCAUCAAUUUCUACAGGGUGAGAAUCCUUUCACCGACAGCCCGGAGGAGGAGAAGGAGCAAGAUGAGGUGGAGGGUGGCGUUCUGGAAGAGGGAGCAUCAGGCGAAGCUUCAGGGCUCGCAGAGGGCGUGCCGGCACAGCCCCCGGUUCCCCUGGAGCCCGCCCCGGAGACUGCAACACCGCCACCUCCACCGCCUCCAGAGGAGGAGGAGGGCGCAGUACCCCUGCUGGGCGGGGCGCUGCAGUGCCAGAUCCGAGGGAUCCCGGGUCUCGACGUGGAAGACGACGAGGAGGGCGGUGGGGGUGCUCCAUAACCCGUUCCGAGAGUGGGCAGGGCUCGCGUGGCCGAGGCUGGGAGCCCAGCUUAAUAAAGUGCUUUCCUACCCCAGGUCUCUAUUUGUGUUGUUCCUGACUAGUGAGGGCGGGGCUCUGGAAAGUGUCCGGAGUCUAAGUGCGCUUGCGCGCGGGUGGACGCUAGAGCAGCUCACGCGUGCGCGAACCUGGAGGCUCUUGCGCACUAGCUUACCCUUGAAACCCAACUCCAUAGCCUAGCAACCCGGAAGGCUA